UGUAAAACAGUCAGGAUGUUAGACUUGUAUUUUGUUCGUUAGUUCUGACAAACAGGAAGCACUUUUGUUUUUGCAUCCCCACUGCCUUGCUAGUGAUAGAAGAAAUAAAAAUGUCUUCGCUUGACAGAGUAAAAGUAUUAGUCUUAGGAGAUUCAGGUGUCGGAAAGUCGUCUUUAGUUCAUCUGUUGUGCCAUAACCAAGUAUUGGGAAAUCCUUCAUGGACAGUUGGCUGUUCUGUGGACGUCAGGGUUCAUGACUACAAAGAAGGCACGCCAGAAGAGAAGACCUACUACAUUGAACUGUGGGAUGUUGGUGGAUCUGUGGGAAGCGCCAGUAGUGUUAAAAGCACCAGAUCCGUUUUCUACAAUUCAGUUAAUGGCAUUGUUCUAGUUCAUGAUCUUACAAACAAAAAAUCCUCCCAGAAUCUGUAUCGCUGGUCAAUGGAGGCUCUAAACAAAGACUCCUCUCCUACAGGGGUCAUUGUGUCUAAUGGGGAUUAUGACCGAGAGCAGUUUGCGGACAACACCAUCCCUCUCCUGCUAAUUGGCACUAAGUACGAUCAAAUCCCGGAAAACAAGAGGAACGAAGUCCUGACUCGCACCGCCUUCCUGUCUGAAGACUUCAAUGCAGAGGAGAUUAACCUGGACUGCACAAAUCCUCGUUACUUUGCUGCUGGUUCAUCUAAUGCUGUAAAACUUAGCAGAUUUUUUGACAAGGUUAUAGAGAAGAGAUACUUCAGCAGAGACUUGAGUCAGAUGUCGGGCUUCACAGACAGGAAGCGAUUCAACUUCAAAGGUCUUCAUUACGACUGAAGGUGUGAAAACGGAGGCAGCAGAGUCUUAUGGUUUUAGUGUUCUGUAUAAUUAAACUCAUCAUUACUAUAUCUGUAUGCAUGUAGUAUGCAGGUGCAGGUGGUCCUGGGAAGGUUUGUGAAGUAACACCACUAAACUACAUGCUGAAAGACGUUCUCGUGUUUAUUUUAGUGUGCAAUUGUGAGAGUAAAACUGCAGAAUAAGAUUCAGUUAAGGUGUGUUUACAUAAUUUACACAUCCAUCCAUUUUAUACACCUUCUUUCCAGUUAAAAAUUACAGGUGAAAAUGUGUAGAACAGAUGAAGAUGGAGCCAAGGACCCCUUUUUUAAAGCUUAAUUCAUAAACACCCAGAUGAGCCACAUAAUACUUGCUGAUACAAAAUACUUUCUCUGUAUUUGCUACAAAAUGGCAAUGAUUUAUCCUUAACAAAAACUAUUUUAUAUUAUUACUAAUUAUUUUAAUUUAUGCAGUUUUAUAAAUUUGCAUAUUUGCUAUAUUAGCAAUCUUGUACUUUUGUAACUAAAGUUCACAUAAAUAUAGAAACAUAAAUAAAGCAACCUUACCAUUGCA
Molecule: messenger RNA, 1382 nt
Organism: Tachysurus fulvidraco (yellow catfish)
Lineage: Eukaryota; Metazoa; Chordata; Actinopteri; Siluriformes; Bagridae
Gene: rabl3
Product: RAB, member of RAS oncogene family-like 3
Exons: 8
Coding region: 111-812 (233 amino acids)
Biological process (GO): intracellular protein transport
Cellular component (GO): endomembrane system
Molecular function (GO): GTPase activity
Source: RefSeq, a predicted model, not a curated record